Messenger RNA from Thalassophryne amazonica, 2088 nucleotides. It is a transcript of the gene ccn1, whose product is annotated as cellular communication network factor 1. Lineage: Eukaryota; Metazoa; Chordata; Actinopteri; Batrachoidiformes; Batrachoididae. Gene Ontology annotation, biological process: signal transduction. Gene Ontology annotation, molecular function: protein binding. The transcript has 5 exons. The coding region runs from base 276 to 1397 and encodes 373 amino acids. Gene Ontology annotation, cellular component: extracellular region. The record is from RefSeq and is a predicted model, not a curated record.
AUGGGGUCUCGGAUGGAAAAUGCGCCGAGAAACAUUCCUGGCAUACUUUGGGAACAGUUCAACAGCACAGGAACGACGUCAGCUCCCACUAAGGUAUAAAAGCGCGGAGGUGGCCGGAGCUCAGCAGACUGCAACGGCUUUUACCGAGCGAAUCGCAAAAGGAGCCUCUGAAAAAGAACUCCAGACAGACCACCGACUGUCGGACUACACACGGACCCCUGCCGCCGAUCGCCACUGGAAUCAAGAUCCAACUUUAUGCACAACACCUAUCCAAGAUGCUGAUGUUUACUGUCGCCUUAACCUUCAUCGGAAGCCUCACCUUGGUCCUUUCCUCCUUUUCCUGUCCGUCCGAGUGUGAGUGCCCGCUGGAGAUGCCCAAGUGCGCACCGGGUGUGAGCGUCGUCCCGGACGGCUGCGGCUGCUGCAAAGUUUGCGCCAGGCAGCUGAACGAGGACUGCAGCCUGACUGAGCCGUGCGACCACACCAAAGGGCUGGAGUGCAACUUUGGGGCCAGUUUUGCUGCUACAACUCGCGGGAUCUGCAGAGCGAAGUCAGAGGGCAGACCCUGUGAGUACAACAGCAGGAUCUACCAGAACGGAGAGAGCUUCCAGCCUAACUGCAAACACCAGUGCACGUGCAUUGACGGGGCGGUUGGAUGUGUGCCGCUGUGCCCACAGGAGCUUUCCCUGCCCAACCUGGGCUGCGCCAACCCCAGACUGGUCAAGGUCCCAGGGCAAUGCUGUGAAGAGUGGGUGUGCGAUGACGGCAAAGACAGAGACAUCCUGGAGAAGAUCUUCGGCAAAGACGUGCUCACUGAUGAGCUGGAAAGCGAUCUCACCAACAGGAACGAGCUCAUCACAAUCGUCAAAGGAGGGCUGAAAUCUCUACCCGCAUUCAGACCACAGACUGAGAGUCACGUGUUUGAUAGCCAGAAGUGCCUCAUCCAAACAACACCUUGGUCCCAGUGCUCCAAGAGCUGUGGAACAGGCAUCUCCACCAGAGUCACCAACAGCAACAGCGAGUGCAAGCUGGUCAAAGAGACGCAAAUCUGUGAAGUGCGCCCUUGCACCCAGUCACCAUAUUCCAGUCUGAAGAAAGGAAAGAAGUGCAGCAGAACCAAGAAGUCGAGCCAGCUGGUCAAGUUCACCUACGCCGGCUGCUCCAGCCUGAAGAAGUACAGGCCCAAAUACUGCGGUGCCUGCGUGGACGGUCGCUGCUGCAGCCCUCACGACACGAGAACCAUCCGUGUCAAAUUCCGCUGCGAGGACGGCGAGACCUUCAACAAGAACGUGAUGAUGAUCGAGUCCUGCAGGUGCACCUACAACUGCCCCCACGUCAACGAAGCCUCGUACCCCUUCUAUCGCCUCUUCAACGACAUCCACAAAUUCAGAGACUGAUUGACGACAAGUGCCCAAACCCCAAAACCAGAGAGAAAACACAGUAAAAAUGGCUGCCGACGGCGGCCCGUGUGAUCGCAGGGGUGUAAAUAGACUGCCAAUCAGCUACCGGCUUCUUGUUGUAACUAGAUUCCCAAGGAAUUGUGGGCUUACAUCAUGAGGACUCAAUGAAGUGCACUGUUUGCUGUGACUACGUCAGCAUUCUGAAUUGCUUCGUAUUAAUGGAGCAUCCGAAGUAGCUUCGUUAUGGAGCACAAUGUAAUUAAUAUUUGUAAAUUUCUGUAAGCCGCUGAUAUCAUUUCACUGUGUAUAAUUUUGCUCGUCGUCAUCAAACAUGACCCAGACUGUAGACUUGCGUGUGCAUAUGUCUCUAUGCAGGCGCGCAACUCCAGUUAGCAUCCUGUAUCCUAAAGAUGGCGAAAUGUAACCUCUGGACUUUGUCGUGGUUUCAUUCCUUCCUGACGUGGGCAUUACUGUUCAUGUUUUGUGGCAGCUAUCGAACUCUCUUCAUCAAAAAGACAAAGCAAAACAUGUCAAAAGGAUGAUUUAAUUUUUUUUUUAAUUGUUAUUAAUAUUAUUUAUCAAAAAAUGUAGCUACUUUAUUUGGAUUAUAUGUGUCAUACUGGAAUAAAUUGUAAAAUGAUUUAAUUUUAUAUGCUACAAAUAAAAGUGAUUUAUUUAUGAAAUAUGA